UGAAAGUAUUGUUAAACGGUUUUGUUUGUUCAGGUUUGCGCAUUAACUCGUGAGAGCCUGCUGUAACUGCGCUUCGAGAAUCUGCUGGUUGGUGUCAUGGCUGCUCGUGCAUUUAAAAAGUUCGCCCCUCUUUAUGACCGUGUUUUGGUCCAACGUUUUGAAGCUGAAACCAGAAGUAAAGGUGGGAUCAUGAUACCGGAGAAAGCUAAAGGCAAGGUUCUUGAAGCAACUGUGGUCGCACAUGGUCCUGGAUCGAGAAAUGAAAAAGGUGAAGUUGUUCCUGUGUGUGUCAAUGUUGGUGACAAGGUUUUCCUUCCUGAAUACGGUGGUACUAAAGUCGUACUGGACGAAGAUGAGUAUUUUCUUUUCCGAGAAACUGACAUUUUGGCCAAGUUCGAGAAUUGAUCGGUGUUUUAGAUCUAGUCCCCACACCUUUGUACACUGAUUAUUCAAAUACCAUAGUUUUUCAUUUCUAA
Molecule: messenger RNA, 476 nt
Organism: Schistosoma bovis
Lineage: Eukaryota; Metazoa; Platyhelminthes; Trematoda; Strigeidida; Schistosomatidae
Source: the annotation of a GenBank genome assembly